AUGGGAAGGGAAAGAAGUAUUGAAGACGAGAAGGAGGGAGGAAAACAGAAGAAGAGAAGAAGAAAGAAAUAUAGAAGAGAGGUUGAGGAGAGAAGUAGAUAUAAAAGUGGAGAUACAGUGAUGGGAAAAAGGGGAAACAGGGAGGAGAAGACGGGAGGGGAAGUAGGGAGAGGGAUAAGGGAGGAGAAGAAGGGGGGAGGAGAGGGAGAAAGGGAAAGGGAGGGGAAGAAGGGAGAAGGAAAUGAAGAAGGGAGGAAAAGAAGGGAAGAGUGGAGGGAAGAAGUGGAAACAGAAAAGGGAGGAAAAAGGGGGAUGGAGUGGGAGGGGAAGAAGGGACAGGGCGGGGAAGAAUGGAGGAAAAGAUGGGGAAAAGGAAAUGGGACAAGUGAGGAUAUAAACAUAUCAGAAUAA
Mya arenaria is the source of this 411-nucleotide messenger RNA. Its product is annotated as high mobility group nucleosome-binding domain-containing protein 5-like. The transcript has a single exon. The record is from RefSeq and is a predicted model, not a curated record. Lineage: Eukaryota; Metazoa; Mollusca; Bivalvia; Myida; Myidae. Bases 1 to 411 code for a protein of 136 amino acids.